CAUUUCCUUUUCAGCCAAAAUUUUCGAAACCCACUGAACCAAAAUGCGCACCCGCCCGCCCUUCCUUUGCUGCUGAUCUCGCCAUAAAUUUUGUUUCCCAAUCACUGCUCAACUUCUUCGCUCCAGAUUAAUCUUCCUUACCUAGACGGCUACGCCCAUUUAUUUAUCUGCAAAAUUCGUUGCUGCUGAGGUAAAAUCAUCUCAGAAAGCAAUCAAGUGAGGUGCCUGCCGUUCGGCGUGCCUUGCGAGGACAUAUUCUGCUAGGGUUUCGUGUAGAUUCUGAGGAGGACAACGAACAAUGGGAGGCGCUAACAAGCAGGAGGAAAAGGGGCAACUUGGUGGUGAAGUAGCAGCGGGGAAAGCUGAAGAAAAGGGGAAGGGAACUGAUGUGAAAGAGGAAGGGAAUGCCGCUGGGGAGGAGGAGGGUGUGAAAGCGGCGGAGAAAGCGGAGGAUGGCGUUUUCGAGCAAGAAGAAAACGAAGAGGAAAGGACUGAGGUUGUCAAGGAAUCGGAAACAGAGAGGGGGAGUGAUGCUGGUGAUUUAGCAUCACCGAGAACCGAUAGGCCGACAAGAGAGAGGAAAAUGGUGGAAAGGUUUACCAUUAAUUCAACUCCAAGGAGCUCUGGUUCUAAGAGCUUGGCAAUUCUGCAGGGUCAAGGUACACAACUGAAGGACAUUCCAAAUGUGACCUUCAAGCUGUCGAAGAGAAAAGCGGAUGAGAACCUGCAACUUUUUCAUACCAUUCUUUUUGGAAAAAAAGCAAAGGUGCAUAAUCUGAAGAAAAAUAUUGGCCACUUUUCUGGUUUUGUUUGGUUGGACAAUGAGGGAAAAGAGAGGGCCAAAGUGAAAGGGAAGCUUGAUAAAUGUGUUAAAGAAAAGCUUUUAUAUUUCUGUGAUGUCCUUGAUAUUCCAGUGAAUAGAGCUACCGUGAAGAAGGAAGAACUUUCUUCAAAGUUAAUGGAAUUCUUGGAAUCUCCACAUGCUAUGACCGAAAACUUGCUUGUUGACAAGGAGAAGGGUAAAGGAAAGAAGAAUACUGAAUCUGCAAGCACAGGCCCUGGAUCUUCUCCUGCUGUUGAAGAAAAAUCUACAAAGAAGCAAAAAAUUGAUUCGGACUCUGGAAAGAAGCGGAAACAUGACACUGGGGAAGAAGAUGACACCAAAAGUGAGCAAUUGGAAACUGAAGAUAAUCUGGAUGGCGACAACAAAGUUUCUGGGGAUGAAAGUGACCAGAAAAAUAAUGAUAAUAUAGACCAAGAGACAAAUGGAGGUCAAGACAAACCAAAGAAACAGAAAGUUGUUACGAAGAGUUCUUCAAAGAAAAGUGCCAAAAAGGAUGAUAAUAGUGAGAAGUCUAAGACCGCUAGUAAUAGUGCUGCAAAAGCUUCAAACACUCCUGGUAAAUCUACUAAAGGCUCUGCCAGUUCAGCCUCGAAGGAAGAUACUACUGAAUCCAAAUCUAAAUCUGAGAGUAAGAUGAAGCAAUACACUACUAAUAAAGCAGAAAGCGGGAAGGAGGUCGAAAAGAAUAGGCCUGCAAAGAAUACAGCUUCAGGCAAAGCUUCGAAAAAGGAUAAAGGGGAAGGCAAAAGUAAAAAUGUCAAAAAGCCGGCCAAGGAGCCCAGCUACGAGGAAUUGCAGGCAGUAGUAGUGGCCAUUUUGAAGGAAGUCGAUUUCAAUACUGCAACUUUAUCAGAUAUUCUGAGGCAGCUUGGUAAACACUUCGGGAUGGAUCUUAUGCAUAGGAAGUCUGAUGUGAAGAAUAUAAUCACAGAAGCAAUAAAGAACAUGUCAGACAAUGAUGAAGAUGACGAGAAGACAGAUGGGUCUGCUGGAGAAGAUGAAUCUGGAGAUGGAGAAUCGGAUGACGAGGAGUAAGAUUGGUAGGUAUUUCAUAUUUGAUCCUUUUUGGGGAUCAAAGAAAUGCUUAUAUAUCCCAAACACCACCAUAUAGAUUAAUUUGCAUUGCUUUUGGAGGUUUAGGUUGCAUGAACUGAAAAAUUAAUUGGAUGUUCCCCGACUUGACUGAACCAUACAAACCAUAGAAUUCCGGGCAUUUAGCUUUCGUGUAGCUAGCUCAUCAGUCUCAUUUGAUUCUGUAAAUCUAUACAAGUCCAUCCUCAUCCUGUCUGUAGACUGGAAAAACAUAUAGAUGGAGGAUGGCUGUAGUAGUAGCAGCAGUAUAUGAAAAACCAUUGUUGUUGAGCUGCAUCCCUGCAAACUGUUGGGAUGAUUCAUUCGGUAUGCCUUCCAUUACUAUUA
This is a messenger RNA of Andrographis paniculata, 2263 nucleotides long. RefSeq names its product DEK domain-containing chromatin-associated protein 1-like. The coding region runs from base 299 to 1879 and encodes 526 amino acids. The transcript is spliced from 11 exons. Gene Ontology annotation, molecular function: histone binding; DNA binding. Gene Ontology annotation, cellular component: nucleus. Gene Ontology annotation, biological process: regulation of double-strand break repair; chromatin organization. NCBI's taxonomy places the organism in Eukaryota, Viridiplantae, Streptophyta, Magnoliopsida, Lamiales, Acanthaceae. The record is from RefSeq and is a predicted model, not a curated record.